AUGAAUUUUAAUGUUUGGAAUAUCAAGGAGAUGCUCAGUAUCCCCUCAGGCUCUGGGAUUACUAAACCAUCUAACUGGAAUAGUAAUCAGACUGAUUGUUCUUCUCUCAGUGAUUCCCAGUUCCUCUUUGGAUCUCAGUUUUGUUCAGAAAAUUCAGAAAUUCUGUCCACAUCCUUGGAUGCUGGUGCCUACUCAAGACAUCCAAAACAAACACAACAGAGCUCUGUAGAUAAUGAACCUAGUAUUUUCACAAAAUACCAGACAAAGCCCCAGUUGUUUGGAAGUGAUACAAAGGAUGAAGAUUUAUUUUCUCUUCCUUUGCCAGUUGGAAAAUCAAAAGGACUCCUGAAACAGUUUGAGGAGAAAAAACGAAGGGCAACAGACAAAUGUGACAGUGACAUGCUGUACAACUUUGUUUCUCAUUUUCAAGAAGUCAUUCACAAGUUGCAGACAUCUGUGGAAAAGUCUGAGGAACAUCUCAGUAUGAGAAGCCAAUCUAUUUUGGAUUCUUUGGAAACUAUAGCCAAGACAUUUCAAGAGACUGCGCAGGUCCAGCGUGAUCUGAUGUUUGAGGCCACGCGAGACAAAGGCAAUAUGGAACAGGCCAUCCUUGAGAUACAGAAGAAAUCUGAAGCCAGACAGACUGAGUUCAUGGAGAUGAAAUCCAACCUGAAGAACCUUGAAGUUCUAGUUGCACAGCAGAGUAAGGACUUCCAGCAGCUUUCUGAGAAGCUGGGCCAGCUCAAUGUGCCUGGUGUCAUAGAAGAGCUGAAAAAACUCAUCUCUGCCCCUCAGGUAGCUGGGCAUCUGAAAGACAGCACCUCCCAGACCUCACCAACUCUGACCCAGAGCCUCCAUCUUACCAGACAAGAAAAAUGCACCUCUGAGGAGCCAUCUGCUCCACAGGGCCAGGUGUCUCCUUCAGAGAAUCCCAGUAGGAAUUCCCAGAGGCCUAGGGAGCUUGGUGUCCGGGAUGAAGGAGCAUUGCCAACAGAUGGGCCCCACAGAGAAAAUGAAUGUUUGAAGAACAAAAACCUGCAGACUUGCUGCAAGAACUGGGUUAUCACCACCAGAAACCUCAGUAACCACUGCUCUGGCCCCCCAAGCCAGAAGACUGGCCGUGACCAGGAUCUAAUUGCCCAAGAAGCCUCACAGCUGGACUUAAAUAAGUUUGAAUUCAGAAUGAAGAAUGUCUGCCCCCAAAAUGAAAACGAAAGCAUGUGUUUUGACCAGUUUGAAGAGUCAGCAACUGAACAGAAAGGCAAGACCCGAAGAAAGGGGAGGAAAGGCAAGCAGCAACCCAGGAAAUCACAGAGAAGCAGGCUUCCAGCUAGGAAGAAAGAACAAACUCCAAGGAAGGCCUGUGAUUCCAUCUCAAAGCAUCGCAGUCCCCAGUCUCCAGUUUCUAGCCCACAAAGGCCCCUCAUCUAUUGGCGGGCUCCAAGAACCUCCACAAAGUCAGCCUGUCAUAUUCUGGGAGGAACAGUGAGGACCAGUAAGAUAGAAAGGGCAGCACAGGGCAACACCCUGCAAUCUACCCAGCACUCCUCCCCAGAUCAUGCAUGCUUAUCUAGCAGUUCCCAGGGGGAUGAGCAGAUAAAUUGGUUCAUUGACCUCAGCUUUGAAAACCCAGAGCAUCCCCUGUGUAACAAGGGAGGGAAGAAUUUGCUCUAUGAUCCGGAUUUUGACAGCAGUGAUGAUAACUUCUAACCUUGCUGACAGUGACUUCAGCUGAUGGCUCGUUGAUCUCAGUUAGAAAA
Molecule: messenger RNA, 1760 nt
Organism: Microtus oregoni (creeping vole)
Lineage: Eukaryota; Metazoa; Chordata; Mammalia; Rodentia; Cricetidae
Gene: Iho1
Product: interactor of HORMAD1 1
Exons: 7
Coding region: 1-1710 (569 amino acids)
Biological process (GO): homologous chromosome pairing at meiosis; DNA recombination; meiotic DNA double-strand break formation
Cellular component (GO): condensed nuclear chromosome
Source: RefSeq, a predicted model, not a curated record